AUGACUAACUGCUUUAUUGGAAUAGACGUGGGAUCGAAAUCGGUGCGGGCGGUUGCAAUUGGUUCUGAUGAUGGGGCUAUCUUGGCAAAGUGUGAACAUCCUAUAAGCUAUGAAGUUGAUGCUCAAGAUAAAUCAUAUAUUACAUCCAGCCAGGAAGACUUAUGGAAUGCCACUGUACACUGCAUAAGAGGAGCAAUAGAGCAUAUAGCCUUUGAGCCAGUAGUUGAGGCAAUUUGUGUUGAUGCCACCUGUUCGUUGGCAGUUUCAAAAGUGACUUCUAAGGGUACCGUCUUGCCACAAGACACUGAUCAUUUAUAUGGAGAAGGAAAAUAUCAAGAGAAGGACAGAGAGAAGGAUAAAGAUAAGGAUAGAGAGAAAGAUAAAGGAAUAGUCUUUUGGAUGGAUCAUAGAUCAAAGGAAUGUUGGACACCAGACGGAUGUAAAGAAUACCUGAACAAACUUGGGGGAUGCUUUAUUCCGGAAAUGGCAGUACCUAAAGUGCAGAAGAUAUAUCAUGAUUUAAAGCAUCUGGGAAGGGAGGCAGAGUUCCAGCAACUUCUCUUUUUUGACUUGCACAACUGGUUAGAGUGCAUGCUUAUUGAUGGGCCGCAGAAUUUGAACGCAAAAGGCAGUACUCUGAGUGAAGAGUGGUACAAUCAUGAAAAUAUCGGUAUUGAUGGCUCUUUGGCAGGUUUCACACUUGAAUUCUACAACCGAAGCUGCAAAAUUCCCUUGGAAAGUGAACAGGUUAGACAAGGAAGGUCGAGACUUGACUCAGGGGUGCCAUUUGCAGGUGAAGUACUUGGAACCGUGAAUAAAUCGCUUGAAUCUGCGUUAGGAAUAAAGCAAAAGCAACCAGUGAACGUUUGCUCGGGUCUAAUAGAUUGUUAUGCUUCAUUCUUUACAAACUUCGCCACAAACAAUGUGCCUCAAAACCAAAUAUGUGCGGAGAAUACCGUUAUAAUGGUAGCGGGAACAUCAGCAUGCUAUCUAACCGCUUCUAGAAAGCCAAUUGAACCUCCUAAUGGUAUGUGGGGAGGAUUCCAAAUAAUGCCUGGCCAGUGGUUUUAUGAAGGAGGACUUAGCUGCUGCGGAAUACUUCUUGAAAACCUUUUUGAUUAUCAUCCAUGCUCCCCAAAUGCUAGAGGGAUGAAUCCGAAAUCAGCGUCUUUUUGGUACGAGGUGGAUCGAAUGGUCAAAGAUGAGACUUCAGCUUUUUCUUGUCCAUGGAUGAUGAAUGCUACGAAGUACUACAGUGGCGAAUAUCUUGGGAAUAGAACUCCAUUUAAUGACUCACAAAUAUCUGCGUAUAUGAUUGGCGGAUCGAUGGUUCCGGACAGAGCCGAUUUCGUGUCGAGGUAUCUUCUUAUCCUAGAGCACAUAGUGUUGGAAUCACGGUUGAUGUUGCAGUGCUUUGUGGAAGAUUCCUUUCCUGUUAAGAACAUUCUUGUGUGCGGUUCUUUUUCGAAAAACAACCUUUUUCUGGGUUUGAUGAGCCAGGUAUUGCACGCGAAACUUGGAAUAUACGUUGUGAAGUCGGCAGGAAAUGCCGUUGAUGAGAAAUUCCAGUCUGCAUUGGGGAUGGCUCGUUUGGCGAGAUCAAAACUUACAAGUUGCGCCAAGUUAGAUGCCGGCACGUUUAGCUUUAUACACUCGGAGGAUGACCAGAAACUCGUUGAGCUGAUGGAUGUGAAGUAUGAGAUGCUCGAGCACAUGAUUAGGCUACAGCAAUCGUUCAAUGAUAGGGUUCAUAAUAUUACAUGA
This is a messenger RNA of Brettanomyces bruxellensis, 1764 nucleotides long. RefSeq lists its product as uncharacterized. Gene Ontology annotation, molecular function: kinase activity. Gene Ontology annotation, biological process: carbohydrate metabolic process. Lineage: Eukaryota; Fungi; Ascomycota; Pichiomycetes; Pichiales; Pichiaceae. The record is from RefSeq and is a predicted model, not a curated record. The transcript has a single exon. Bases 1 to 1764 code for a protein of 587 amino acids.